Cyprinodon tularosa is the source of this 2985-nucleotide messenger RNA. It is a transcript of the gene npdc1b, whose product is annotated as neural proliferation, differentiation and control, 1b. Lineage: Eukaryota; Metazoa; Chordata; Actinopteri; Cyprinodontiformes; Cyprinodontidae. The record is from RefSeq and is a predicted model, not a curated record. Gene Ontology annotation, cellular component: membrane. The transcript has 9 exons. The coding region runs from base 260 to 1225 and encodes 321 amino acids.
CGUCAUUACGUCACACGCUUCAGCUCCUAGUCUGUCCUCAACCAAACGGAGUCAACACGAUCCGACCCUCCAAGUCCACAACACCCUCCUCGGUUGUGCUGCUGGUUCCCCGGUUUGUCAAAGCUUCUCUCCUCCCUCAGGAACCAGGGGAUGGAGGGAUGAUCCGGACCGACUCCUCUCCGCAGCAUCUGCCUCCUCUCUCUCGUCUUUUUACUCCUCCUCCGCUCGGUCUCCGCGCUCCGCCGGAGCUGAGGCCAGGAUGCGGAGCCCGCUGCUCGGCCGGGCUGCGGUGUUUGCGGCCCUGUUGGUCCUCAGCUCCUGCCUGACAGGGUCUCACAGAUGUCCUGGCAGUUUGGACUGCGCUCGGGCGGGACGACACUUCUGCCGGCCAGGCGGCUCCCGCUGCGGGGCGUGCCUGCACCCUCUGGUGGAGAACAGCGAUGGGCGCUGCGUCAGCAGGAGGAGCCGUGCUCACCACUCUGCUCCUCAUUCUGCUCCUCAUUCUGCUCCUCAUUCUGCUCCUCAUUCAUCUGAGCCUGUUAACGGUGCGGUGAGGACCUACCCUGAGCUAGAUGAGGAGAUCGAUUUCCUGUCGGCCAUCAUCAGUGAGCAAAGGACCGAGUCCAGGAUGCCAGCGCCACUCUCCCAGGACUUUAAGCUCAUCCAGCCAAGCUCCGCGCACAGAGGAUCCCCCACAGAGCAGCCCACCAGCCCCAGCAUCACUCUCAACACCACGACUCCCCCAUCCACCACCAGCCACACUCCUGGUCAGCUCAGAGACCCUCUCAUCGUCGCCUCACCCUCCAAUGACCAUAUCUACAUUAUCAUGAGCAGCGUGUUCAUCGCAGCGGGUUCGCUGGCCAUGGUCAUAGCAGGAGUCUGCUGGGUCAGACUGCAGAAGGGGGUACGGCUAACUCAGAAGGUGGACUAUCCUGCGUAUGGUGUGAUGAAAGCUCAAACCUUUGGCAACUUUCCUGGAGACAAGAAGCUGGCCCAGAGUGCGCAGAUGUACCAUUACCAGCACCAGAAGCAGCAGAUGCUCUCCCUGGAGAAAAGCAGGGACGAGCCCAGGAUUCCUGACUCGGGAGCGUCCACAGACGAGGAGAAUGAGGAUGGAGAUUUCACCGUGUACGAGUGUCCAGGGUUGGCACCAACGGGAGAGAUGGAGGUGAAGAACCCGCUGUUCGACGACUCCAACCUUUAUCUGCAGAGAUUCCACAAGUAGACCUAGAACCUUCAGAUGCAGCACCAUGUGUGUGCUGCUCCCUGGAUUUACACUCACAUUCACCCUGUAGCCGCUGUCCUCAGUCCAGCUCAGCUGGAGAGCAGGACUGACAGAGUGAGGUCCGGUACUGGGAGGAGGAGGAGGAGGAAGGAGGUGCAAAAUGCAAGCGUUGAGUUCUUGUUGGAAGCGCGACUGAAUGUGAGCGCCGUGCUCUGCAGCCUACUUCUGUGCUGUUUCCUUUUUAGUUCAGCGUUAGCUCCAUGUGUGUCGGUUCCAGAAGGAAACUGAUGGACGGUUGAUUUCUUCUUCACCCAUUAGUAAAUGCUCUUCAGUUCUGACUGAUGUUUGGUUUUAUUCGGAGUUUGGUCGUGGUUUUAGAAAGGAGCAGUUUUAUGUUUGCCGAGCACGCCUCCUCUCUGUCAGGAUGCCAUGUACUUCUGUGUUUCGUUCCUCUAUGCAUGAAAGGAUGAUGUAACAAAUAUGCAUCUCUAUUUUUUUCCCUCCAAGUUUGUACCUCAAACUUGCUGCUAAUAUUUAUCCGAUAGAUACGCUGUAUUUAUGUAUAUAACAGACUUCAGAGUCGUUUCUGGAGCAGGAACAUAAGCUGUGUGGGUCUGUGAUCUGUAAAUAACAGCUGAUGUGUCUCUGGCCUCCUGAACGCUGCUGCUUCCUUUAUUUGCAGGGAUGGCCGGCGGUUGUAUCAGCUGUGCCGCCACCAGAGUCCAAACAUGUUUUCGGGAUGUUUCUAGGUUUUAUUUAAAGAUGUUGAAGAUGUUUAAGCAGCAAAGGGAGCCACUGAAUGACACAGCUGCAAGAUAAAUUAGAGACGCACUGAUCAGAUAAUUGUGGUUUUAUUAAAGCUUCCGCCAUCUUUGAUCUGCAUUUAAAAACUAUAGCGAAAAGUGGUUUGAGCUGCAUUUAUAGAAUAUAUUCUUCAGCUAUUCUAUCAGUAGAAAUUAGAAAAAUCUGCAUACAUAUAGUUCUAUCUGAUGGCUUAGAUAAAACUGUAAUAUUUCAAUCCAAGGCUUUGGAUGGUAUGCCGAUGAAAUACAGGCUUUUCCUCUCAUGGUCCCAUUAUUGACAGAAAAGUCUCUCUGACCCAGACCAGCUGGUUCUGCUCCGGUUUUAAGAGACUGAGUGAAUAUUUCAAAAUUGGGUCGGAACUAGAAGCCCUGCAAAUAUGAUGACUGUGGAGGAAUAACAUCACAACACAGAGCGGAGAGAGAUUUUCCAGUAAAACAAACUCAAGUUCCCAGAUUCCCAGUGGCUCCCCAGAGAAGUCAUUGCGUUGGUGGGCUUCCCAUCAUCGACCCAAAUACGCCAGACUGUCAAAAAACUACAACUUCCUGUUUUCUGCCUCUUGGAUUAAAGAAACAAGCUGCCAACUGUGAGGAGACGCUGGGUCAGGAUGGGGGGAACUCCUCACUCCAUCUCCCCAAACUGGACUGAAAUCGCAGCCCAGAACCUGUAAGACCAGUUUAUCCAAAAGGACAGAGAUCCCGGAACAAAGCGGGUCGUCCUUGGAGCAAAGCAAAGAUCAAAUAAUCAGCUGAUCAGGAAGUUUCUGGUCUCGCCUGCUGUUUUUUUCCCUUUAAGCUGGAAGCUAAACUCAUGCCUGCUGGUUGGUCUCCUCCAGAUCGACGGUUCUGUAAAAAAAUAACUGUCUUUGGCCUCCUUUGUUCCCUACAUGUUAAGCUUGCAUGUGCAUAUGUCAGAGCUGUAGUAAAAGAAAUAAAUAUUUAUAAGAUCUUAAGUGAAAA